Aspergillus aculeatus ATCC 16872 is the source of this 792-nucleotide messenger RNA. Its product is annotated as putative C2H2 transcription factor. Gene Ontology annotation, biological process: regulation of transcription by RNA polymerase II. The record is from RefSeq and is a predicted model, not a curated record. The transcript has 2 exons. Bases 1 to 792 code for a protein of 263 amino acids. Gene Ontology annotation, cellular component: nucleus. NCBI's taxonomy places the organism in Eukaryota, Fungi, Ascomycota, Eurotiomycetes, Eurotiales, Aspergillaceae.
AUGGGUGACGGUUCUGAUUAUCCUAGCCCACGAAGUGAAGGUCCUGGCGGACCUACCUCAGUUUUAGUCGCUACUCAGGAACCGCUUGUCGCAGCACCCAAGAUGAACGUGAAUGAACAACUCCCACCCAAUUUCAUGGAAGGGGCGCGUCCGCGACUGUCGGUGAGGCGAGCGCGGGAUCCGCCCAAGAACUCUGCAGGCCAAAUCUACUGCGAUCACCCCGAGUGCCAACAAUCGCCUCCCACUUUUCGCCGUCCAUGCGAGUGGAAUAAGCACAUGGACAAACAUGACCGCCCCUACAAGUGCCUGGAACCCGGGUGUGACAAGAUCCAGGGAUUCACAUACUCAGGCGGUCUUUUGCGCCACCAGCGCGAGGUCCAUAAGAAAAACAUCAAUGCCAAGAAACCACUGAUGUGUCCCUACGUCGAUUGCAACCGCAGUACAGGAAACGGGUUUACGCGUCAGGAGAACCUGAAGGAGCACCUCCGCCGUCGCCACAUGCAUACCGAGAAUGGCCCUGCACCAGAACUACCUCCCAUCCCGUCUCCGGAUGAUCUGGAUAACGCCGCAGCUCUUGGCGUACCUCCUACCCUGAAGCGCAAGCGCGACUCUAUCGAUGAGGAUCCUACCUUGGAUCUCUCCGAGGAUGGUGGGAACGGCAUCACUCUCCGGAACGAGCUCAAGAGACUGCAGCUCGAGGUCCAGGAAAAGGAUCGCCGACUGGAAGAACUCGAAAGGAUUGUCGCUGGCCUGCAGCAAGCUAUACCGCAGACCGCGACCUCUCAAGGAUAG